Sycon ciliatum is the source of this 1926-nucleotide messenger RNA. Its product is annotated as carbohydrate sulfotransferase 14-like. Gene Ontology annotation, molecular function: sulfotransferase activity. The record is from RefSeq and is a predicted model, not a curated record. The transcript has 3 exons. Gene Ontology annotation, cellular component: membrane. The coding region runs from base 208 to 1326 and encodes 372 amino acids. Gene Ontology annotation, biological process: carbohydrate biosynthetic process. NCBI's taxonomy places the organism in Eukaryota, Metazoa, Porifera, Calcarea, Leucosolenida, Sycettidae.
CGCGCAUGCUGUCGCGUUGUCCAUCGAAAAGACAAUGCAGAAUGCAUUCUUCAAUAAGUUUUCUUUUGUCUACGCAUUAUCACUGUCUUUGAGUUUGAUGGAGUCCAUUUGCGGCAUCAUUCUCAACUCACCCUGAUGGUUACAGGUCCCUUCUCCAGAUAUGCCCUACAUGUAACUCUGGCCACUCUCUAGAUUUUCUGAUGAAGAAUGAAGCUGGUAGGGUACACCCGUAAAACACCGUCGGUCGUCGUCGGCGUGUUGCUGGCAUUGUUCAUUGCCUACGCAUAUUUCUCUGACUCGUUUUCUUCCUCAAGUGAGGCACCGAGCAAGUCGAUCCAGUUUUUAGAAGACAAUGCGGGUGGUAUUGGUGGUGACGUCGAGGAGAAGAGUACAGAAUCGACUCAAGUGAUGGAAAAGCCUGCAACUAAAGCUGCCGCGAAAACGUCAAAAAACCUCAAGAUGACGAAGGCAGAGUAUUUGAAGCUGGUGAAAUCUUCCCAUGAUACAAGCCAAGAUGGAGCUAUUCAGUCUUUCCAGGAAGAACGUCUAUCGCAUCUGAAAGGUUUCUGUGACAAAACAGGCCCGCACGGGACCUGGAAGACGCUAUCACCAGUGAAGCGCCACAACCUGUUGAAGCACCUGUUGGUCAGUGACAAGUACAAGUUCCUGUACUGCUACACACCGAAAAUCGCAUGUGCCAAUUGGAAGAAGAUUCUGAAAGUGCUUGAUGAGAAGGCCAUACAUCCCAAUGACGGCGUUCUCGAUCACAUGAGGGAUGUCAAGUUUCUCAGUAACUAUCCAGAGGCUGAGAUUGAGAAACGUCUUCGCACCUACUACAAGUUCACCUUUGUACGUGAGCCAGUCAGCCGUCUAGUCUCGGCGUUCAUCAACAAGUUCCGCGAGAUCAAGGACUUCCAGCUGCGUUUCGGUGUGCCCAUUAUCAAGAAAUACCGCGCCAAUCCACCGGAAUCCACUCGAGGCGAUGAUGUAACUUUCGAUGAGUUUGCUCGCUCUCUAUUCGACUCUAGCCCGGAACGUUACAACGAACACUGGAUGUCGGUGGAAAACCUUUGUCAACCGUGUGUAGUCAACUAUGACUUUUUUGGCGCUUACGAGAAUCUCGAGGCCGAGGCCAACUUUCUUAUUCGCCAAGUGAAUGCCAGCAAAAGGGUGGCUUUCCCUUCACCGCAGAGCUAUUACAAGCCUGCGAGUUUAGAUAAAGUGCGCGCCAUGUUUCUAAGCUUGCCAGAGGAUCAUCGGCAGCAGCUUGUCAAGCUGUUCGAGAAUGACUUUCGAAUGUUCAACUAUCCGCUGCCACAGUCAUAGUGCUCCGGCUAUGGCCGACGACUACCCGCGUGCGGUCAUGCUCUACAUUACAGGAUUAUAACCAUUCUCCAUCAUCAUUCUCCUUUAGUUAUGUUUGACCACUCGAACAUUCUUUUAACUGUGCUAUAUUAUUCUCACCGGUCCUGGUGUGCAACUCUUUUUUAUUGCUUUCUUGCUGCCCAGUAGCAUAAUACGGCCCGUGUUGUCGGGAUUCAAAUAAAAGUUCACAUCUUCCGCGGGUUUCGUACAAUAUUAUUAGUGUCACUUGAGCUCAUCCUGGUUUAAAAUUCUUUUAGAAAAUAUAUCCCAUUCUAAUUUUAGCGUUGAAUAUCCCUGCUUGUGCCCACAUGCUGCUCAGUUCCUUGGAAACAAACCUGCUGAAUGCUUGGGUAUUUUAGUAUUUUGCCUCAUUUCCAUUUUGUAGGCUAUUUUCAGUGCAUUGUUGGCUACCCGGCUCCCAAUCACAUGCUAGUUUUGUUUCUCGGUGCUGGUCACCAACCAGGCUGCUGCUUCUGCCUAUGCUGUCUCCUUUCUUCUUGGCCUCUGCAGUCGGCCAACACACAGCUGCGCUGGAUUGAAGUGAAGUUAUAUGUUGGAAUA